AUAAGCUGCAGUUCCCCUGCAACAGGGAGAAUGGAAACGAACUAAUCGGACCGGCCGGCUUGCAAACCCCCGACGAAGAGGCGGGUCAGCGUGCCGAGAGGGGGCGGAGAAUUCGCUCCAGUAAACCAAUGGUUGCAGGCAGCCGUGCUUGUGUGGCGGUCGGCGGGUUUGAUCCUUCGGGCUGUCAGAGAGAAGUCCCAUCGCUCUGGUGAAAUUGGUCCUCGGGAUAAAGCGAGCGGUCCCUUGCCUGGGCUGGAGAGGACUUGUUUCCAAAGCUUAAGCGUUGGCGCUGGUUGGAGAUGAUGCUGUUGUGUGCAGUGUUGGGUGCCUGCUGGCUGCUGGCGGACGGCAGGGUUACCAGGCGCUCGCCCCGCUGUGAGCAACCCUGCGACCUGUCCCGGUGCCCCGAGCUGCCCUCCGAGUGCUGGGCUGGCCAGGUGCUGGAUUCCUGCGGCUGCUGCCCGCUCUGCGCCGCCGGCGAGGGCGAGUCGUGCGGCAGCCGGACGGACGUGGCCAGCUGCGGCGAGGGGCUCAAGUGUUCGGUACCGCCGCCGCCCGCCUACGCGGCAAAGAGGAGGAUCAAGGGGGUGUGCGUCUGUGCCAGCAGCGAGCCGGUGUGUGGCAGCGACGGCAGCACCUACCGCAACGUCUGCCACCUGAAGGCGGUGAGUCGCCGGGCUCAGAGCCUCAACCAGCCGCCUGUCAUCUUCAUCCAGAGGGGAGCCUGCGGUCUAGGUCAGAAUGACCCAAACAGCCUGCGACACAAGUACAAUUUUAUAGCAGAUGUGGUGGAUAAGAUCGCUCCUGCCGUGGUUCACAUUGAACUUUUUCGUAGGGCAGUUUAUUCCAACCGUGAAUUGUCUGUUGCAAGUGGUUCGGGGUUCAUUGUCUCUGAAGAUGGAUUGAUAGUGACAAAUGCACAUGUGGUCACCAACAAGCAGAGAGUGAAAGUGGAACUGAGGAAUGGAGCAACAUACAAUGCCAAAAUAAAAGACAUAGAUGAGAAGGCAGAUCUUGCUUUAAUUAAAAUAGAUACUCCGGUAAAACUGCCGGUGCUGUUGCUAGGUCGCUCCACAGACCUGAGGCCAGGGGAGUUUGUGGUUGCCAUUGGAAGUCCAUUUUCACUGCAAAACACGGUGACGACUGGAAUAGUGAGCACGACUCAGCGAGGAGGAAAGGAAUUGGGGCUUCGAAAUUCUGACAUCGAUUACAUUCAGACAGAUGCAAUUAUCAAUUUUGGAAACUCAGGUGGACCAUUGGUGAAUUUGGAUGGUGAAGUUGUUGGCAUUAACACCCUGAAGGUGACUGCAGGAAUAUCAUUUGCAAUUCCAUCAGACAAAAUCCGGCAAUUUCUAGUUGAAUCUCAUGACCGACAAGUGAAAGGGCAAACUCCAACAAAAAAAAGAUAUCUUGGAGUUAGAAUGAUUACACUUACCCCUGGCCUUGCCAAGGAACUGAGGGAACGUCAGAGUUAUUUCCCAGAUGUUAAUUCUGGAGCCUAUAUCAUCGAGGUUCUUCCACGUACACCUGCUUCCAGUGGUGGCCUGAAGGAUAAUGACGUGAUUAUUAGUAUCAAUAAUCAUUUGAUAACUUCUUCCAGUGAUGUCAGUGAAGCAAUUAAAAAGGAUCCAUCCUUGUCAAUUGUUGUCCGUCGAGGCAAUAGAGAUGUGAUAAUAAAUGUUGUCACUGAAGAAAUUGAACCUUAAAUGGAGCUGGGUCUCCUGCCUUUAUGAAUAAAACAACAAAGAUAUUGGGUAUUUACUGGAUAAAUGCAGUCUCUAGUUAAUAGCUUAUAAUCCUGUUGAUAUUUCUACUGCAAAAUGUCAUCAGGAGAUAUCUACAGCUUGGAUAUAAUUCUUUGUUGAUUACAAGCUGAGAUGAUCCUGAAGUUGUAAAGUUUAUUUCAUGUAUUUCCUUGAUGCAUCUUUUCAUACUUUUUUUUCUUGAUUUUAUUGUAAUCUGCUUUACUUCAAAUGUCAGUGUAAGCAAUGACUCAGCCAGAAAUUUCACUUCAUGAUGUUGAGAUUAUCAUUAUUGGCACCAAUUCUCUUGCAGUUACCUAAUCUUCACUCAGUAAUGGUAAAAUUGAAAUCUAAUUUUGCUCGCAUGGGCCUGGAAAAUUUAAGGUGUUGGUGCAGCCUUUUUUCUACUGGAUAUCAGAAUGUGGUAGCCAAGUUACUCACCAUCAGGAUGAGGUGGACUGUGAAACAAACAUGGGAACACAGCUGUAUUCUUUCCCUCCUUCAACCCUCACUGUCCAUGUUUUCUACAGCGCAGACAUACCAUGAAGUUCAAAUGUUGAAGUGCCAACUUGAUCUAAGUCAAGAGGCUGAUUGUUGGUGUAUUUUUUUUCUUCCAUUUGUAUGAAUAUUUUUUCCUAUCAGCAGGUUACUUUACAUGCAUUCCAGUAUUAUUCUGCCAGGGCUACAUUGGGAGAGUGAGAAGGUAGAAAUUCUCUAUUCAAUGGAUUAGAUUGGCGAUUUUUCUAUCUCACCACCUACUGGGAAAUCUGAGUUUGGGUAGUUUGUGUACACUCCACUCAUCUCCAGUUAAAAAGUUUCAAGUGAAAUUUAGGAGAAGGAUCAAUUUUGAACUGCACUGUGAAUAAUGCCCGUUGAUACCUGGGCUUUGUAGCCAAGGUUUAUAUGCUGUUAAAUAUUUUAAGGAGAAGUGCACUUAUAUCAGGGUAAGUUUUCUCUGUUCUGCUCCAAUAUGCAACAAAAGAAAAUUUGAUGCUAAUUAUUUGCCUUGAACAAGACUGCAGCUGAAUCUUUGUCUGCAUCAGUUGGCUGCACCUGGCUUUAUUUGAAACAUUUUUAACAGUGUGAAUGUCAAACAGCUCUGCACAAAACAUCUCUCUGGAUUGCACUAGGAAAAGUCCAGUGGAAAAUUGUCCCACUAAUGAGGUGCUACUGCCUCCUGCCCUGGCAUUUAGGCAAUGUCUGUCUUAAGAGUUAGACUUGUGUUGUCAAUAAAGGUCUUUAUUGGU
Molecule: messenger RNA, 2989 nt
Organism: Pristis pectinata (smalltooth sawfish)
Lineage: Eukaryota; Metazoa; Chordata; Chondrichthyes; Rhinopristiformes; Pristidae
Gene: htra1b
Product: HtrA serine peptidase 1b
Exons: 10
Coding region: 300-1706 (468 amino acids)
Biological process (GO): positive regulation of apoptotic process; proteolysis; programmed cell death
Cellular component (GO): extracellular region
Molecular function (GO): protein binding; serine-type endopeptidase activity
Source: RefSeq, a predicted model, not a curated record